Raphanus sativus (radish) is the source of this 402-nucleotide messenger RNA. RefSeq lists its product as uncharacterized. Gene Ontology annotation, molecular function: RNA-DNA hybrid ribonuclease activity; nucleic acid binding. The record is from RefSeq and is a predicted model, not a curated record. NCBI's taxonomy places the organism in Eukaryota, Viridiplantae, Streptophyta, Magnoliopsida, Brassicales, Brassicaceae. The transcript has a single exon. The coding region runs from base 1 to 402 and encodes 133 amino acids.
AUGACAGAAACAGAGGCGGCGUGGAGCAAGGAGAAACUACUCGCAGGUUUGGGUUGGAUCUUCUCGGGAUCAGCUCUCAGAACUCCGAUCACAGGUUCGGCGGUGGAGGCUUCAGUCAAGUCUCCUCUAGUAGCAGAAGCGGUGGCGAUUAGAGCAGCUCUUUGCAUGGCCACCAACUUGGAAAUCACUUCAAUCGAGGUGCUCUCCGACAACCAAACGCUCGUUCGAGCUAUCUCAGGCAUCACUCAGGCUAAGGAGAUCAUCGGUAUUGUGAAAGACAUCCGAUCGAUUGCCUCUGAGUUUGCAUCUUCUUCGUUUUCCUUCAUUCCUCGAUCUCAAAACACAACCGCUGAUUCUCUGGCUAAAGAGGCCUUGCGUUUUUCUUCUUCUAAUUAUGUGUAA